AGGAGCCAGAGGCACGGAGGCCGAGGAGGGGGUAUGGGACAGUGAUGUUACCCAGGGUUCAGGAGACACAGUCCCUGGUGGGUCGGAAUGAUAAAGCUGGCUGGCCUUCACCUCUCCCUCCGCCCCUCCAUGCACAGUUCUUUGCUUGUGCCCCUCUGCACUGGCCAGAGUAACAUCGUACUGGGGAAGGCAGGCAGCUGAGCCCUGAGGGCUUCUGGGAAGGGCAGGGGGCUGGGGCAUCCCCAGGAGGAGCACAGAGGGUGGGAGAGGAAGGUGACACAGCCAGGUGCCCUGGCACUCACCCUCCCUCUGUCUCUCCACGGUGCGACAGGCUGGCUGCUGACUGUGCCCGUGAGCUGCAUCGCCAUGGAGUUCGCUACGUGUCUCUGUGGCCAGGGUUGGUGCAGACAGAACUGCUGAAGGAGCAUAUGGCCAAGGAGAAUACCACUGAGGAUCCCCUGCUUAAGCAGGUUGGCAAAAGGAGGAUGGGGGAGGCAGAGAGUAUGGAGGAAGCAGCCUCUCCAUCUGCAGUGAUGAGACAAUAACAACAGUGACAAGAGUAACUACUGCUUAUUUACUGUGAGCUUACUGUGGUCAGGCGCAGGGCUAAGCCCUGAACACACACCAUUUCCUUUAAUCCUAUGAGGGAGAUAUUAUCUUCAUCUUACAGAUGCAGAAACUGAAACUCAGAGAAGGUAAGAAACUUGCUCAAAGUCACAUAUGUCAUAAAUGGAAAGGCUUACUAGGCAGGUGGAAAGGCUGUCGAGUUCCGAAGCCCAUGCUCUUGACCCCCACACUGAACUACUAACCAAAAGGUCCAGACACUAGUCAGUACCCCCAGAUCCUCCCACUCAGGAAAGGCAGUGGGUCCUGGUGCCCGGGAGUGGCACAGGCUCAUUUGGAUAUGGGGGAAGAGUGGUUCCUACAGGUGGAGCAAGGAGGGCCUCUCUCCUGGAAUAGAAGCUGAAAGGCGGAAGGAGACUUGGGCAAUGCACUCAGUAUUAACCCUUCACCUCUCUGUCCUGUGUUUCAGUUCAGACCUAUUUUUUCAUCCGCGGAGACUACAGAAUUAAGUGGCAAAUGUAUCGUGGCUCUGGCAACAGGUAAAGAGGUUGGGGGCAACUAGUCACAAGAAAGGGCAUGGAGGAUCUGCAGGGCAGUGGCAGCCAGUGCUGGGUCCUGGUUCAGGAGGUGGUUGAGGAGUAAACCCUUCUUUUCUCUGGCCUUUGGAAGCCCAAAGGGUCAGGAUUCCCAGUGUGAGGUUUGGAACCAUUAGGAACUGGGUCCUAGGAGGUGUGGCCAGGAGCCAGAGGCCCGGAACCUUCCUAGGAACAGAGAGAAACAAUUCUCCUGGGCUCCUGAGCCUGUCUCAGUGGUGCCCCAUCCCACUGAGCCCAAACCCUGUCACUCUGUGCCAUUCCCAGGCCAUCUCCAGCUCUACAUGUGCCCACAGACCCUGAUAUCCUGAGCCUGAGUGGGAAGGUGCUGCCAUCCUGUGACCUUGCAUGACGCUAUGACCUUCGGGAUGUAGAUGGCCGCCCGGUCCAAGACUAUCUGUCCGUGAGCUCCGUUCUCACCCACGUCUCCAGCCUGGGCUGGCUGGCCUCCUACUUGCCAGGCUUCCUCCGCAUGCCCAAGUGGAUUAUGACCCUCUAUGCUAGCAAGUUCUAACGCUCCUGGCCUGACGUCACCACUCUGCAUCUCUCCUCAGCCGGGCCAGGGUGGUUUGGCGUAUCUCAGUGGAAUAAGCCUUCACGGGUAACCACUGGACCCCUCCCUGUCCGGAACCCUGAGCCAGCACCAUGCACGGGCGACUGAAGGUGAAGACAUCGGAAGAGCAAGCGGAAGCCAAAAGGCUAGAGCGGGAGCAGAAGCUGAAGCUAUACUUGUCAGCCACCCAAGCCAUUUUCCAGAAGCGCCAGGCUGGCGAGCUGGAUGAGUCAGUGCUGGAGCUGACAAGCCAGAUUCUGGGAGCCAACCCCGACUUUGCCACCCUCUGGAACUGCCGGCGAGAGGUGCUGCAGCAGCUGGAGACCCAGAAGUCCCCGGAGGAGUUGGCUGCUCUGGUGAAGGCAGAGCUAGGCUUCCUGGAGAGCUGCCUGCAGGUGAACCCCAAGUCCUACGGCACCUGGCAUCACCGCUGCUGGCUGCUGAGCCGCCUGCCUGAGCCCAACUGGGCCCGGGAACUGGAGCUGUGUGCCCGCUUCCUCGAGGUCGAUGAACGGAACUUUCACUGCUGGGAUUACCGGCGGUUUGUGGCUGCACAGGCAGCUGUGCCCCACACAGAGGAGCUGGCCUUCACUGACAGCCUCAUCACCCGAAACUUCUCCAACUACUCCUCCUGGCAUUACCGCUCCUGCCUCUUGCCUCAGUUGCACCUCGAGCCGGACUCUGGACCAGAGGGGCGCCUCCCUGAGGAUGUGCUGCUCAGAGAGCUGGCGCUGGUGCAGAACGCCUUCUUCACUGACCCCAAUGAUCAGAGUGCCUGGUUCUAUCAUCGCUGGCUCCUGGGCCGAGCUGACCCCCAGGAUGCUCUGCACUGCCUGCACGUGAGCCGGGACGAGGCCUGUCUGAGUGUCUCCUUCUCUCGGCCCCUCCUAGUGGGCUCUGGGAUGGAGACCUUGCUGCUCAUGGUUGAUGGGUCGCCACUGGCUGUGGAGUGGAGGACCCCAGAUGGCAGAAACCGGCCCAACCGCGUCUGGCUCUGUGACCUGCCUGCCGCCUCCCUCAACGACCAGUUGCCCCAGCAUACAUUUUGUGUCAUUUGGAUGGCAGGCGAUGCCCAGAAGGAGUGUGUGCUGUUAAAAGGCCGCCAGGAAGGCUGGUGCCGGGACUUGGCCAUGGAUGAGCAGCUAUUCAGGUGUGAGCUGUCGGUGGAGAAGUCUACGGUGCUACAGUCCGAACUUGAAUCCUGUAAGGAGCUGCAGGAGCUGGAGCCUGAGAACAAAUGGUGCCUGCUCACCAUCAUCCUGCUGAUGCGGGCACUGGACCCCCUGCUAUAUGAGAAGGAGAUGCUGCAGUACUUCCAGACCCUCAAGGCCGUGGACCCGAUGCGAGCUGCAUAUCUGGACGACCUGCGCAGCAAGUUCCUGCUGGAAAACAGCGUGCUCAAGAUGGAGUACGCUGAGGUGCGCGUGCUGCACCUGGCUCACAAGGAUCUCACAGUCCUCUGCCACCUGGAGCAGCUGCUCUUGGUCACUCAUCUUGACCUGUCACACAAUCGUCUCCGAGCCCUGCCUCCUGCCCUGGCUGCCCUGCGCUGCCUUGAGGUGCUGCAAGCCAACGAUAACGCCAUAGAGUCCCUGGAUGGCGUCACUAACCUGCCCCGGCUGCAAGAGCUCUUAGUGUGUGGUAACCGCCUCCAGCAGCCCACAGCGCUCCAGUCACUUGCCUCCUGCCCUAGACUGGUCCUCCUCAACCUGCAGGGCAACCCCCUGUGCCAAGCAGUGGGCAUCUCAGAGCAGCUGGCCAAACUGCUGCCUUCAGUGAGCAGUAUCCUCACCUAGGAGGAUGCCUUCCACCCUUGCCCUUAAGUUAUUUGGACUAAAUAAAGAAUGGAGAAACUCCCUCGGUUCACCAACCUGCUGCCUCUGCCACCACCACCAUUACUGCCUCACCUGCUGGGAAAGGAGAGGGAAAGAGACUCAGGAUGUGUCUGCUCACCCUCUC
Messenger RNA from Trichechus manatus latirostris (Florida manatee), 3669 nucleotides. It is a transcript of the gene RABGGTA, whose product is annotated as Rab geranylgeranyltransferase subunit alpha. Gene Ontology annotation, cellular component: Rab-protein geranylgeranyltransferase complex; cytoplasm. The transcript has 18 exons. The coding region runs from base 1803 to 3506 and encodes 567 amino acids. Gene Ontology annotation, molecular function: zinc ion binding; Rab geranylgeranyltransferase activity; protein binding. The record is from RefSeq and is a predicted model, not a curated record. Lineage: Eukaryota; Metazoa; Chordata; Mammalia; Sirenia; Trichechidae. Gene Ontology annotation, biological process: protein geranylgeranylation.